UUUUCACUGGGGAAAGUAAAACUGAUUGGCGCAUGCGUAUUUACGCCGAUCUUGAUCAAGCAGAUGCUUGCUACCGUAUUCACCCCCGUAAACCCGAUAUGCUGUGAGAAGUUGGAUGUGCUAGGAGAAGUUGCCGAUGAAUUUCGGUAGGCCACUGUUGAACAGCUGCUGGAGUGUCAAGAUGUCAGCCAAAGAUGCCAAAACAGACCUGGAUGCGGGCGUGCUUAACAACUCGGAAUGGGUCAAGAGAUGGGGGGUUGGAGACACCGCCUUUCACCAAGGUGCCCAUGAUCCCUUGUUUGACACGCACGGAGACAUGAUGUUCGAGGGCGGUGCGAAGUCCGUGUUUGCGCCACUGUGUGGCAAAUCGCUGGAUCUGAUCUGGAUGUAUAAUCGGGGUCACACCGUGGUUGGCGUGGAGAUAGCAGAGCAGGCGGUCCAGGAACUGUUCUCUGAGAACAAGCUUGAUGUUCAAGUGAAGCACGUAGAGGGAGUUGGGCCGUUGUACAAGAGCAUAGACGGACGGCUGCAAGUGUAUGUCGGAGAUCUGUUUGAUUUGACCAAAGAUCGCUUGGGCGAGUUUGACCGGGUCUGGGAUUCCAGGUCCAUCGUGGCCAUCAACGUGGUGGAUCAGGAAAGGUACCGCGACCUGCUUCUGUCGUUUCUGAAGAAGGAUGGGCAGUAUUACCUCAUGACCAUUGACUAUGACCCCGCCGUCUGGCCAGGACCGCCACACAACAUCACGGAUCAGAGGGUCAGACAAUUGUACGGUGAAUACUGCAACAUUGAGGUGAUUCAAGAAUCUAACCUUACCGGCAUCAGCAAUCCGGACAACAAAGCAUCUGGUGGCCACGCCCCGCCAGCAAAACCGAAGUCUGCCGGUGCGGCAUUAAGAACAUCCUCGUAUCUUUAUGAUCGAUAUUAUAAAAUGACGUUCAAGUGAGACAACUCAGUGCAUUGACCACUAUAUGUUCAUACUUAAGUGGAAUUAAAAAAACACACACAAACAAUCAAGAAUCGAACAAAUCUUAACUAUCACUGAUGAAUCAGUACGCAUGCGCAUGUAUUUUGAAUCUGUCCAUUUACCGGUGUGUAUUAAUAUUGUCAAUUGUACUGUUAAUAAAUUAAAGCCAUAACAGUUUAAAAACGUAUUAAAAAUCCACACAACUCAUUGCAUACCACAGUGUAAUUCGUCCCCAUGCAUGUACUUUUGUUUGUGUAUAAACUACGCUAAUUUCGGGUAUAAACUUUGCAAAUUCACAUGGCCUGCCAUGUGGUGAUUAUUUCGACUUUAGGCCAUUACAAAUUGAUCAUAUGUAUGUCUGAUGUGCCGCGCAUAACAAUCGUUAAUGAAAUAAAGAUAUUAUAAUGAU
Molecule: messenger RNA, 1373 nt
Organism: Dreissena polymorpha
Lineage: Eukaryota; Metazoa; Mollusca; Bivalvia; Myida; Dreissenidae
Product: thiopurine S-methyltransferase-like
Exons: 9
Coding region: 137-943 (268 amino acids)
Molecular function (GO): thiopurine S-methyltransferase activity
Source: RefSeq, a predicted model, not a curated record